Terrapene triunguis (Three-toed box turtle) is the source of this 3239-nucleotide messenger RNA. Its product is annotated as ligand of Numb protein X 2. Bases 290 to 2494 code for a protein of 734 amino acids. The record is from RefSeq and is a predicted model, not a curated record. Gene Ontology annotation, molecular function: protein binding; ubiquitin-protein transferase activity. The transcript is spliced from 13 exons. Lineage: Eukaryota; Metazoa; Chordata; Testudines; Emydidae.
AGGCGGCGGCGGCGCAAGCCGGUCGGGAACAGGAACAGUUUGGGCAGCAGCAGUGCAGAUUUCCUCAUACUGCCUGCCAACAUGCCUCAGAUCUGACCAGGAAGGGGCCACCUAGAAGGCUCCCACCGCCAUCCAGAAUGUGACUGACUGGCAGAGAAGGGAAAGCCAAAGAGGAGAAAAAUGACCUUUCAUUAAAGAGCAUAAGAAUAAGUCACCUUACUGUAAAAAAUCAAGACUACAAAACUAGUCUAACUGAUGAAGAAACAAAACCUACUCCAUAUGUUGUACAAUGGGUACUACAAAUGAUGAGAUGGUUUCAGUAGAGCAGACUUCCUCCUUGAACCCUCUAUGUUUUGAAUGUGGCCAGCAACAUUGGACAAGGGAGAAUCAUUUGUACAACUAUCAGAAUGAAGUGGAUGAUGACUUGGUCUGCCAUAUUUGCCUUCAGCCUUUGUUGCAGCCAUUAGACACCCCUUGUGGACACACGUUCUGCUACAAGUGCCUAAGGAACUUUUUGCAGGAGAAGGAUUUCUGUCCAUUGGAUCGAAAAAAGCUUCAUUUUAAACUCUGCAAAAAAUCCAGUAUUCUCGUACAUAAACUGUUAGACAAAUUGUUUGUUUUGUGUCCCUUUUCUUCAGUAUGUCAGGAGGUAAUGCAACGAUGUGAGCUGGAAGCACAUCUCAAAAACAGGUGUCCUGGAGCUUCCCAUCGAAGGGUUGUACUGGAGAAAAGGAAGUCUAGCAAGCUGCAGACAGAAGCUGAGAAUGAAAAUGGGCCUAAUCUGAUAGAUCACCCAGGCACUUUAUCUCCAGAUACAGACCAUGCUGGGACGGGACCAGUGCCAGUGGAUCAGAACUUUACACCAACUACUCUUCCUGCAUGGACAGAUGAGCCUGGCCUUAACAACCCUGCCUUUGAAGAGAGCACAAUAGCAGACAGCUUCCCACCUAUGGAAUACUGUCCUGUUCGAACGAAAAGGCAACUGAGUAACUCCUGCAUCCAUCUGCAUCGAACUAACAGUAACACCUCUAGCAUCUGCGAUAUUAGAGAGGAAACACUGAGCCUUACCACAGAGGAAGCAACCCACCAGCCACCUACCUUGCCCGAAGGAGAAAUCACUACAAUUGAAAUUCACCGGUCCAAUCCUUAUAUUGAGUUAGGAAUUAGCAUAGUGGGUGGCAAUGAAACUCCUUUGAUCAACAUUGUUAUUCAAGAGGUUUAUCGAGAUGGGAUCAUUGCCAGAGAUGGAAGACUCCUUGCUGGAGACCAAAUACUUCAAGUCAAUAACUUUGACAUCAGCAACGUGUCCCAUAACCAUGCUCGAGCGGUUCUUUCCCAGCCCUGCAUGGUGCUGCAUCUCACGGUGCUCCGAGAGAGACGAUUUGGAAGCCGGACACACAACCAUGCUGACAGCACUUCGCUGCGAGAAGACAGCUUUCAGGUGACGCUGCAUAAACGAGACUCCAGUGAACAGCUUGGCAUUAAAUUAGUGCGCAGAACAGAUGAGCCAGGAGUUUUUAUCCUCGACCUUUUGGAAGGGGGAUUGGCUGCUCAAGAUGGCAGACUCUGCAGCAAUGACCGGGUACUCGCAAUCAACGGACAUGACCUGAAACAUGGGACACCAGAACUUGCUGCUCAGAUUAUCCAGGCUAGCGGGGAAAGGGUGAAUUUAACAAUCUCCAGACCAGUGAAAUCGCAGACAGUCGCUAUUCUCCGAGAAGCAGGGACUCAUAACAGCAGCCAGCACCAGGCGCAGCAGCUGUUCCACAGCAGACACAGUUCGCAUAAGAUUCUUUCCCAGUGUAUUGCAUGCCAAGAAAAGCACAUUACUGUGAAAAAAGAACCACACGAAUCCCUUGGAAUGACAGUGGCAGGAGGUAGAGGCAGCAAAAGUGGUGAACUGCCAAUUUUUGUUACUAGCGUGCAACCUCAUGGCUGUCUUGCAAGAGAUGGCAGGAUCAAACGAGGUGAUGUGUUGCUGAAUAUUAAUGGCAUUGACCUGACCAAUCUAAGUCAUAGUGAGGCAGUGGCUAUGCUCAAAGCCAGUGCUACCUCUUCAGUGGUGGCACUCAAAACAUUGGAGGUUCAGAUUGUUGAAGAACAAACCCAGACUAAUGAGGAACAACCAAGCACAAUCAGCGAAAAUGAAUAUGAUGCUAGCUGGUCACCCUCAUGGGUCAUGUGGCUGGGGCUUCCCAGCGGCCUACAUAGCUGCCAUGAUGUAGUGCUACGGAGGAGCAAUUUAGGAAGUUGGGGCUUUAGCAUCGUUGGUGGAUAUGAGGAGAAUCACACAAACCAGCCUUUCUUCAUUAAAACGAUUGUUCUUGGAACUCCAGCAUACUUUGACGGAAGGUUAAAGUGUGGUGACAUGAUUGUCGCUGUAAAUGGACUAUCCACAGUGGGCAUGAGCCAUUCCUCACUAGUUCCUAUGCUGAAGGAGCAGAGGAACAAAGUAACUUUGACUGUUGUUUGCUGGCCUGGAAGCCUCAUAUAGAUUUGUAAAACCGCUUUGGUUCAAGCAGAUGAUUUUCUACGUGGCUGGUAUAAAGCCUCCAUUUUUUUUCUACUGAUACAGCUGGUAAUAAGCAGGGCCAAAAACUGCUACAUUCAUUUUUUUAAAGGGGGGGAUUCUCAACCUCUUUACUGUACGUAUGUUGCCAUCUUGAAACAGCCAUAUCUACCGAAUUUGUUGUGCUCAUUGUUUAAGAGCUGGCACAUGCACGUUAAGAUGUUAUUGUCAUUAAGCCUUCCCAGACAGUAAUAGUCUGACAGUCAGCAGAAGAAUUCUGUGGUAUUUCUAGUUUCUCUUAAUAUUUUUCCAAAUUGAAACGUAAAAUGGUAAGCUAUGUACUCUCUCUUCCUUGAGAGAAGGUUCAUGUCAGUAAUGCAAUUAAAGUUCUACUCGUUGCUGCCGUGAAUCAAAAUUGGUAUAAAAAGGAAUGCAUUUUUCAUUUUUUGUAAAUAUUUUCAUUUUGUUCCAGUAUGUUAAAACCAUUCAAGGAUCUGUCUUACUCAUAAGAAAGUGUUUGGUCCCAUGGUUUUUGUUGCAGGUCAUCAGUGUUCACAAAAGAGUAGGACAAAAGCCUGAUAUUACUGGAAUUUUUAUAAAGUGCAAUAAUCGGACUCUUUGCUAGAAAACGAUUUAAUAUAUUACAAAGUUUGUAUCCUAUAAUGCAAAGGAAUAUGGAAGUAAUCAGUCAGAAUGCUGGCAACAAUAAAUAUGCCUGGGUCACCUUUGA